AUGGACGUAUAUGUCCAGAUCACGGGUCUGGACUCAGGAAAAACACGCGGAGUCAAGGCGCUGCUUGAUAGUGGCUGCAGUACCUGCUGCAUCGAUACCGACUAUGCACGAUCAGAGAAACUGGAUAUCCAAGAACUCCUGCAACCCAUUGUAGCCCGUAACGCUGACAACACCGAAAACAUCAGUGGUCAGAUCACGCAUUACGUUGACUUAAGGAUGAGAAUCGGCCCUCAUGUGGAGACAUGCAUGUUCCUUCUGACGUGUCUAGGGAAAGCUUGGAUCUUCAUCGGUCUUGACUGGCUGACGGAAGAUAACCCCGAGGUGGACUGGCAGGAGCAGACAAUGAGGUUCAGCCAAUGCCCAGAGCAGUGUCACAUGAGGGGUCACAAGGAGCACCAAGCAAUGAUCGACAUGGAUGCAAUCGACCUGGACACGGGCGCAGCGGAUCUGGAAGAAGGAGAAUCGAUCCUAUUGACCGACUUUGGGAAGGAAGUGGAUCUGCAGCUGAAGGAAACGCCUGCACAGAAGUUUGCAGAAAAAGCGGAAAAGGAGAAGGAGAGGAUGACCAAGGGAAAGAUUCCGACUCAAUAUCGGGAAUUUGUCAGAGUAUUCGCCAAGGAAUCAUUCAACUUGCUACCAGACCGACGGACAUGGGAUCAUGCAAUCGAGCUCAAACCUGGUUCCAAAGCAGUGGACUGCAAGGUGUACCCGUUAUCACGAAAUGAACAGGUCAAACUCGACGAGUUCUUACAAGAGAACCUAGCCAGCGGACGGAUCAGGCCAUCAAAAUCACCCAUGGCAUCAGCAUUCUUCUUUGUCAAAAAGAAAGAUGGCUCGUUACGCCCCGUCCAAGAUUACCGGAAGCUGAAUGAGAUGACAAUCCGAAAUCGGUACCCGCUACCGCUAAUCUCCGAAUUGGUCCACAACCUGUGCGGUGCCAAGUUCUUCACCAAGCUUGACAUCUGA
Mycena citricolor is the source of this 966-nucleotide messenger RNA. The record is from the annotation of a GenBank genome assembly. Lineage: Eukaryota; Fungi; Basidiomycota; Agaricomycetes; Agaricales; Mycenaceae.